Molecule: messenger RNA, 1467 nt
Organism: Ipomoea nil (Japanese morning glory)
Lineage: Eukaryota; Viridiplantae; Streptophyta; Magnoliopsida; Solanales; Convolvulaceae
Product: methyltransferase-like protein 6
Exons: 6
Coding region: 72-1145 (357 amino acids)
Source: RefSeq, a predicted model, not a curated record
AAUUAGACAUGUUUUAAAGCUAGGUUGAGUCUCCAAUUCUCGACGUUCCAACCCUCGAGAGUGGGAGAGAGAUGAAAUCAGCAGAAAACUACUAUUCCAAGGAUUUCGAAUGGGAGCAACUGAAGCAAGACGUAGAGAACGACCCGUCUCUUCUCUAUCACUUCACCCCUUACACUAACCCCGCCACUGGAACCCAGGAUCUUGAUCCUCCUCCUCCUUCUUCUUCUUCUUUGCCAAAACAAGAUUCUGAAGCUUGGAAUAAGUUUCAUACCCGUCAUUCUACCGGAAAAUUCUUUAAGGAGAGGCGCUAUUUGCUCAAGGAAUUUCCUGAAAUAGCCUCUUGCGAUAAAUACUCUAUAGUCUUGGAAGUGGGGUGUGGUAAUGGCAGUACUGCUCUCCCAAUUUUACGCGGAAAUGAGGGCAUAUUUCUUUAUGGAUGCGACUGUAGCGGUGAAGCUGUUCAGAGGACUAAAGAGAAUAUAAAUGCUGCUAAUUUGGCAUCAGCAGAUCAUCGCUUCUACCUAUUCCAAUGUGAUUUUUCUGCAAGCAGGUUUCCUCGGUGGUUGAUCUGUAAUUCUUGUCGAGAAAGUUCAUUACCCGAGCGACGUGCUUGGUCGCCAGAUUCAAAUUGCAAUUGGAAGAGAUAUUUUCCAGAUCCGUCAUGCUUAGUGGGGAAUUCUUGUUGCAUGGGUGGCGUAGAUUUCCUUACCUUAGUAUGUGCAAUCUCGGUUUACAAUUCAAUUAAGAGUUUCACAAGGAAAUUGCUAAAUUUUGAGUAUUUCUUGGUAUAUGCUAACAUGCAGAUAUUUACUCUAUCGGCCUUGCCUAUACAUAGGAUGCCGAUUGCCAUCCACGAGUGCCUCUCUGUUUUGAGACCGGGAGGCUUGCUCUUAUUCAGGGACUACGGCCUCUAUGAUAUGACCAUGCUCCGGUUUGAACCAGAACAAAGAGUGGGAUUCAGGGAAUAUAUGCGGUGUGAUGGAACCCGUUCUUAUUUCUUUUGUUUGGAGAGCGUCAGGGAUUUAUUCUGCAGUGCAGGCUUCGUUGAGGUCGAGCUCGAGUAUUGUUGUGUCAAGUCAGUGAAUCGACGAAACGGGAAGAGCAUGAAAAGAGUGUGGGUUCAUGGGAAGUUUCAGAAGCCAUGAUUCAGAUUUCUUGUUGAAGGAACUGUAGCCAUAAUGUUGCUGUAGUAAAUUAAAGAUGAAACUUCAUGACCAGUACAGAUUAAGAAUCUUUUAGAUUUUGAUGAGUGGUACAGAUUCGCAGGAUUUUAAAUUUUAAGGUUUAGAUUGCCUUCCUAGAUUAAGGUUUCUCAGUUUUAUUCUUCUUUGUUUCCUUUGAGAAGCUUAAGUUAGCAAACAUGCAAAUAGCCAAACACUACCUAAAUUGAUGGCUAGGCAACAACAGUUGUUCUAAGAAAAAUGCUUGCUGCAUUCAAGUGAGGAUAAAUAAGUAAUUUUACAUUUA